AAAAAAUGCCUUCUCCCACUUACCCAUGGUUUAAUUGUUGUGCUGUUUGUCCCAAGUUUGCAAAGCUUUUUUUUUUAACAGCUAGAGACAUCAGUAAUGGUUGGAUAUCCGCAGUAUGUCAUAGGUCAUUCUAUAUGAAACAUUCAGCUUCCAUGCCUGUACUACUUCAUCACCACUUAAUGUCCAAAAGCACUUGAAGUCACAGGUAUCUCAAAGACUACAGGAGGAACUGGUGCUUAAUGUGUUGGUGAAAGAGAGGCAAGGCAAAGGUAAGAAACACCAAAACAUAAAACAGGCCAGGUGUUUCUGCUCUCCCCUGCCCAGCCUGGAAACGAGACAAGGCACAGUUCAGUGUGACUACUUCUAGUUAAGAUUCAACCUUAAACAGCAUGAUUAAGAUGAGGUCUUCCAUGGAAAGAGAAUGUAGCUGAAUGCAGAGUAAUGGAUAUGUUGCUAUAGUAAUGACUAUGACAUCAAAACAGGCAUUAUCUUGGCUCCUAGGAGUCACACGCUUAAAUGUGUGUCCAUCAGUACUGACUUGCAUUUUCAACCAUGGGUGAUACAAACUGAUCAAAAGUUGGAGAUGGUACAAAUUCUACAACGGAAGCUUCGUUGCUUGGGUGAACUUCCACCUGUAAAAAAAUGCCUGGCGAAUAAAACUCCAUCUGAACUAUGGCUGGUCCAAGGAGGAGGAGGUGUAUCAGAGCAGCGUUCAGUGUCCUUAGCAGCAGCAUGAAGAUAAGACGGAGGCGUGCAUUCUUUCGUAGCAAGUUUUUAGAUGCUUCCUGCAGUUACUCAGAAGACAGCUCACACCACUGGAACUCCAAGAUGAAUUUCACUAGUGGUAAGCGUUGCAGAGGAGUUAAACCUGUACAGGAGCAGGACGUGCCAAAGGCAGUAGCUUUGGAAGAUGUUUUCCCUUCAGAAGAUCAGCAGUUCUUUCUUACACCUGGAAGGGCAGUCCUGCCACUUGGAGAGUCCUACAACGACAUUUAUAUGGCACCAGAAGAUGAUUUUAAAACACCAGUGGAAACAAUCGCUGAGGAGAAAUCUGCUUUAUCAGCAUUCUUGGUGGAACUGUAUGAACCCUCUCAGAAAUCUGGAACCAAUGCAGAGGCAAUAUGGCCCCAGUGGCCUGACUGCUCCUCACCCAUGGAUAUCGAGCCUUCCGAAUCUAUGGCAUUUCUGGAGGGCUCUGUUACAGCUGCUUUGCAACAACACCCACUAGCAGAGUGGGACAACAAUGUGUGUGAACAAAUAGCAAAUGUUUCCAGUUCUAUGAUGUACCACUGAAAAAAAAUGAAAAAAAACCUUCAUGUCACCUAAAAAA
Messenger RNA from Numida meleagris (helmeted guineafowl), 1330 nucleotides. RefSeq lists its product as uncharacterized. The record is from RefSeq and is a predicted model, not a curated record. The transcript has 4 exons. NCBI's taxonomy places the organism in Eukaryota, Metazoa, Chordata, Aves, Galliformes, Numididae. Bases 673 to 1293 code for a protein of 206 amino acids.